Orbilia oligospora ATCC 24927 is the source of this 1590-nucleotide messenger RNA. RefSeq lists its product as uncharacterized. The record is from RefSeq and is a predicted model, not a curated record. Bases 1 to 1590 code for a protein of 529 amino acids. Lineage: Eukaryota; Fungi; Ascomycota; Orbiliomycetes; Orbiliales; Orbiliaceae. The transcript has 3 exons.
AUGGUCAACUACAGGGCCUUCUCCUAUGCCCUUUUGGCAGCAAGCCAUGUCGCUGCUGUUCCUUUCACCAGGCGAGCAGAACCCACCUCGGGAUUCGUCAACCAGACUACUUGCAAUGGCAAAACCUAUACUUACCGUGCCUUAAAUGGUUACGGUUUCGUGCCGAGCGACGGCAGAGAUAAGUACGGUGAUACCGUUAGCAUCGGGAGUAGCAUCAAAAUUUCCGGUUGGACGUACGAUAAAGCCACCGGGAGCUAUAUAGGUACUCUCUGGGGCUUGCCAGAUCGUGGCUGGAACGUUGAGGGAACGACCAAUUUCCAGCCAAGGGUCCACAAAUACACCUUCAAGUUUACUCCGAAGAGCUCAUCCGCAACUCCUAAUCUCGAGUUCAACUACCUCGAUACAAUCCUUCUUACUGACCCUAAUGGUCAACCUUUAACCGGCCUUGAUCCCAACACCAUCCACAAAAUUUCUGGUUAUCCAGACCUCCCAGCAAGCUCGUACACUGGAGACGGUUGGGGUGGCGAAGGCCCAGGUGGCAUCCGUGUCGUCCUAGAUGCUGAGGCCCUCGUUCUCUCCAGGGAUGGCGGGUUUUGGAUCUCCGACGAAUACGGCCCCUAUAUAUACUCAUUCUCCCCAGGAGGUCAAGUCCGAAAGGUUAUUAGUCCACCGAAUGCCAUCCUGCCUCUCCGUAACGGUAAAGUCGACUUCUCUUCCAAUAAUCCACCCAGAUACGACCCAAGCCUUAGCCCCCACCCCGCAAACCCAACUCAGGGACGUUCAAACAAUCAGGGCUUAGAAGGUAUGACCGGAUCUUUUGAUGGUCGUAACCUUUACGCACUGCUACAGUCCACUGGGACGCAAGAAGGUGGUCUGGAAAAGACUACAAACCGAAAUGCUCGUCUUUUGAAAUACGAUAUCAGUGGUAUUGAGCCACGAUUUGCUGGUGAAUGGGUUGUUCCCCUCCCACAAUAUUAUGAUCCUAAUAAGUCCGCCAAGAACAAUCCACGCACCGCUGCUCAGUCCGAGAUCCAGUGGGUGGGCGAUGACCAAUUCUUAGUUGUCGCCCGUGAUGGUAAUUACGGCGGCGGUGGUGUAGAUGGUACCACCUCCUACUACCGUCAAGUAGACCUUUUCGAUAUUUCCGAUGCUACCAACAUUAAGGGCAAAUACGACAACUUUAAUGACAGUAUCACGGUCAGCACUAACUCCAAGGUCCUCAAGGACGGUAUCACGCCCGCUCAAUACUGUCCCUUUAUUGAUAUCAACCUAAACUCUGAGCUUGCUAAGUUUGGGCUCCACAAUGGUGGUGCUCGCGACCACAGUCUCCUGAACGAGAAGUGGGAGGGAUUGGCACUUGUCCCUGCUGAUGGUGAUGCUGGUGAUGAUGAUGAGUGGUACUUGUUUGUGUCGAGCGAUAACGAUUUUAUAACUCAGAAUGGAUUUGCGGAUGGUGGUUCCAUAGCCUUCAGCGAUGCCAAUGGCUGGGAUUUGAACAACCAGGUCCUUGUCUUCAAGGUCAAGCUUCCAGACCACUCGAGGCCGUUUGCUAGGACCGGAGCUGGAAAGGGUGGAUUGGCCGUCCCCUAG